This is a messenger RNA of Cuscuta europaea, 2075 nucleotides long. The record is from the annotation of a GenBank genome assembly. Lineage: Eukaryota; Viridiplantae; Streptophyta; Magnoliopsida; Solanales; Convolvulaceae.
CCAACUGCGAGAGUUAAAUCGACAGAAGAAGAUAAAAAUAUGGCAGCGUAAGACAGUGUCUUAUUGAUCGGUGUUUCGAUCCCCUCCCGAGAGGUUUACAAGUCAUAUUUAUAGGCUAAGGAACUAGUGUUUCAAAAGGAAACUGAUACAAUAAAUGCUAUUAAUUACAUAUUAGUUCGAAUAGGACUCUUGUAACGUCUUGGCCAUUGCGCAAUGAUUGUUCUUUAAUUCCCACAUUCCUGCCGUUAACUCCUGUCAGCUGUCGUUCUAAUGAUAGUGUGCCACGUCAGCCCUAGGAAUCCUCCGGCCUCACUAGAACUCCACCCAGGCUCAAGGUCUGCUUUCCAUCCUGGCCUGGUUGUGGGUUCCUCUCGUGGGCUUGAUUCCUAGUUAGGCCCAGUGGUUAUCUAACAUUAAUCCCAUUUAAGGGCUCUGUCCCGUCGUGGGCUUAUUCUGUCAAUUAGGCUAACCCCAUGGAGGGUUGAUCCUGUUAUGGGCUGGAUUAUGUAAUUGGACCAUGGUCAGAGUCCAUGGUACCAUCACGAGCCCCCUACUCUUUAAAAUCAGCGAGGCUGAAUUUUAGGAGAGUAAUUUGGAGCGAACAAUUUCAAAUUUGGAAUCUCUUGGGCGAAUCGUAGCGCCCCUUGCAUUAAAUGUGCCCGACUUGACAUAGGCCUGCAACCCAGAACAGUUCCCGAUCCGACUUACUAUUUUCAGCACUCGAGUGUUAUCGUUGCUGUUCUCAAGCGGUUUUCAAGCCCUAAUUUCUUGGCUAUUGAAACGCUUAUCAUUCUUCAUUACGCUCUUUCGCAAUCUUCCCUCUUGCAUUGGCAUUCGUCUUCUUGGUUGGGAGCUUUAGGCCGUGAAACCCUUUUCCUCCGUAUUCAAGCCUCAUCAGGUUAGUUUCCCUGAUGUCUUCUUCGAGGUAUGUUCCUCUGCAUCAUGUAUCCCCUGAGGCAGGGGCCAUCUCCAACCGGCCUCGCAUUCCGGUGGACCCGGAUGGGAGGGAAACUCACUUCUUCCUCUCCUGCGAGUACGUCCGGCAGGUUCUGGCCGUCGCUUUGUCCGACGCUGAAUUUGGCGAGGUGGUGACUCUCGCGGGCCCUAGCGUUGUAUGCUCCCGCCCAACUCCUGGGCAAAAUAUUGUAGAUCCCCCUUCCCCUCUUCAUUUUGAGGUACAUCUGGCUAGUUUGCAAAUAGGCCUUCGAUUCCCUCUUCAUACUGCCCAUCUGAGCCUUAUGGGCUAUUAUGGCGUGAUUCCUGGUCAGUUUUCCCCAACCACCCAUAUGUUCAUAGCUGGGUUCUUUGCUCGAUGCCUGCAUUUAGGUGUUCGCCCUUUCAUUGAUAUCUUCCUCCAUUUCGAUUCUUUCACUCUGUGCGACCUGGUGGUUCUGAGUCCCCGGGAUACCUCUCGAUAUCUCAACGGGCCGGCCACCGUUUAUUUGAAGUCAAAUCUUACCCCGACUCUUUCAAGGGUUGAAGGCAGAAAUGGGUAUGGGUCACCCCUGCGGAUGGGAGGUUGCAGUUUGAGAACAGGUGGGGAGAGAUAAUUCAGAAAUGGGCCAUGCCUUUUCUGUCAGAGGGCAAUGCGGAGACCGCCAAGCUGAUUGUUGAGGGUGCACCAUUUCUGAUGGGCCAUUACGUAGGUGAGGACAGGGUGGUUGUACUUACCUUUUCGUCAGGUCGGGUUUGUCUGAGUUGGCGUUCCUUUAAAUUAUUAUCUUCUGAUGAAUGCCUUUUUCCUGACUCGAUUUGUGCUUGUUACAGCGGGUGAUAAGAUGACCUCCCGGUUGGAAUGACUCGCGGCGAAGGCUGGCGUCACUCCCGAUCCCUUAGUUUCUGCCAGGAAAAUCCAGACCCCUCUUGAUUUUAUAUGCAUUGAAUAUACUGUAUAUGUUAAAGAUCAGAGAGGGUUUUUCUUACAUGCAACCUACUCUUUUGAUCAAAUUUAUAGGCUUAUAGCACACAGCUAGCCACCACUCUUGAUUAUUGAUCAGCUAGCUAGCCACCACUCUUGAUUAUUGAUCAGCUAGCCAUCAAAGUUUGCCUCCUAAACCUUGAACGGGACGUCAACC